Molecule: messenger RNA, 4602 nt
Organism: Chenopodium quinoa (quinoa)
Lineage: Eukaryota; Viridiplantae; Streptophyta; Magnoliopsida; Caryophyllales; Amaranthaceae
Product: phosphatidylinositol-3-phosphatase myotubularin-1-like
Exons: 14
Coding region: 1952-4060 (702 amino acids)
Biological process (GO): dephosphorylation
Molecular function (GO): phosphatase activity
Source: RefSeq, a predicted model, not a curated record
UGUAUAAUACACCUUUUAUGUUGAUGAACUGAAUAUUCUUAAUAUAUGUGUUUUUAGUGCUGAAUUAUUCUUGUUUGUCGAUACAGUUCCUUUAGGCAUAGUUUGGUAAUAGAUUAUCACUUAUAUCCCAGUCCAAACUGUAAUAGCUUUUAUUUCUGUUAUGUAGAUUUGGUGAAUCUGUUGUACUAUGUUUUGGAUAAAUUUGCUAACAUGCUUGUAAUUUAUUAAAAGCUCUUAAUCGUUUGUUGACUUGGUAUAACGGAAAUUUUAAUUUAUGUGAUGUUCCCAAUAUCAAUACAUCAGAUGAGCUGUAAUAUCUUUUGCAACAAUGUGUUUCAUGGUACCCUUAUGUGCCAACUUCUGCAAAAAUAUGGCAAUUGUAGGUCUCUUCUUUUGCCCAUUUCAAAGAAAAUAAAGGUGAUUUAAAUUGCAGGACUCCCAACCUGAUGUGACAUAAGUUUAUAUCUCUGUAAGUGCUAAGGAAGUUUUAUCAACCAGUGGGGGUUGAAUUGAAUAGAACUGGUAAAAGCUUAAUUUACUAGUGGCCUAGUGACAUAGGCACAGAAUAUCGAUUUGGAUUCUUGGGGAAGAUAAAUGCACUUGGCUAUGUUGAAGGAAUAGAGAUACGAAGAAGCAAAGAAAGUUAAAAGAGCUUGAGGGUCACUCUGCUCCCUGUGCUGACAUUUACAAUCUCUUCUUACCACUUAACCUUCCCCUUUCUACUGUAUAUAAGCUGUAUUCUAUUUCCUUUUUUUGUUUAUAUUCUUUUAGAGGCGAUCUUUAAUCCACUUACUAGUCUUCUAUUUUUCUCCUUACCCAUGGUUGCAUAUUUCAGUGUAAUUGUAUACUUCUUACUUUUUUUUUUUACUUGCAACAUUUCUGUUAUCGCAUUUUAACGAGAAAAUACGAGUUUAUUUUCUUGAUAAACAAAAUAUGUUUAUCAAAUGGCAAAACUGUAAAUAAAUCAACAACUCUUUAUUUAAAAAUGGACCCACAAUAGUAGAUUUAUUUACAAAUAUACCAUGAUGACUAGAAAAUGGACCCUACCAAAGUUGAUUUAUUUACAAUUAUGCCAUGAUAAGUAGGCAAUUUUGUUGAUUUAUUUACAAUUUUGCCAGUUGAUAAACGAAUUUUGUUUAUCAAGGAGAUAAAGUGGGGCUUCCUCCAUUUUAAUCAUUUAUAUCUUCAAUCAUGCAUUUGUAAAAAUUAAGCAUUAGAUUCUAAUAAGGUUGACAUUGAUACGAAUCUAACGAGAUCUCAUAUGACUAUAUAUUCUAUAAGUAUAAAUCACGACAUGUAAUUGAAGUUGAGUAUGUGAAUAGUGUACCCUAUUGGGAUGUUGCAAGUAAAAACGGAGGAGGUAUUGAGUGUAGAUGUACUUUACAAUUCUACUUCCGUGUAUUUUUUUCCCCGGGUGAGGGGUGGGAGAGAGCUCAGUUCAUCACUUAGACCAGCUGGAGCAUUUACUAAAUUAUUGCUUUUUUUAUUUUAUUUUAUAAGGUAGUCUAUUCCUAUGCAUUAUUACAUGAUAAAAGUUAGAAUUAUAUGUUUCUAAUUCCAUUUCUGUUCAGUUCAUCAUUUUUUGGUUAAUUUUCUCUUGCAUUUUUCUAGACAAUCUGAGAAGAAAAAUGGAAUUGCUAUGCGGAGGCCUCAUAUCUGUAUUGAAAUUUAGGACAAAGUCUCUUUAUUUUUUUAAUAUUUUUUUUGGGAAUUGAUGUAUCAGACACUCAGUUAUGUACCUAUAUCCUCACAUCCAAGUCCAGGUGACAUAGGCUGUUCUUAUGUAACUAUUAUAUUUUGCGUUGGAUCCCCAGAGCUCUAUUAUUGAGUAAUAUAUGGAUUCCUUCCAAUAUAUGUGUAGGUAUCUUGGCGAGUUUGAUAGGAUUGCAAGUUUGCAACAUUUGACUUGGAAGCGGGGUUUAAUCUGGCAGUGGACAAUGCCUUUUAAGUCAUGCUUGUGAGACGUGCAGUUUUUGAAGCACUUUCGAGGUGUACAAGACCGGCAAGAUUAUGGGAUCUUUAUGCUUUUAUUUGCGGGCCUUCUAAAUAUAUUGGCAAUAAUCCAAGGGUCCGGCUGUUAGAUGAAUAUUUUCGGCUUCUUGGCAUACGAUCCCACUUUCGGCCAUCAGAUAAUAUGAUUGAUGAGGGAUCAUAUACGUUGUCCAAUAAUUGGUGGAGAAUAAGUAGUAUAAAUUCCAACUACACAUUGUGUGCCACUUACCCAUUUGCUUUGAUUUUUCCCAAAUCCAUUACUGACGAAGAAAUAUUACAGGCUUCCACUUUCCGGGCUAGAUGUCGUCUUCCUACAAUUUCUUGGUGCCAUCCUGGUACUGGAGCUGUACUAGCACGCUCAUCUCAGCCGUUAGUUGGUCUCAUGAUGAACAUGAGGAGCAAUGCUGAUGAAAAGCUAGUGGCCGCACUUUGCACACAGUUCGCUAGUCUAAAGGAUGGGAGGAGGAAGUUAUAUAUUGCUGAUGCAAGACCUAGGAAAAAUGCUUUAGCAAAUGGCGCAAUGGGAGGUGGUUCUGAGUCAGCUGCUAAUUACUUCCAGUCAGAGAUAGUUUUCUUUGGCAUAGACAAUAUACAUGCUAUGAGAGACAGCCUGUCCCGUCUUAGAGAAUAUUUGGAUACUUACGGGACCACUUCAUCUGAUGGAAUGUCUUCGUAUCUUAGACAUGGAGGGUCAACGUGGGGGGGUGGUAAUCUCAGCAGUAUGUCUACUUCAGUGUCAACCCUUGGUGACAGUGGGUGGUUGAUACAUGUCCAGAGUGUUUUGGCUGGUGCUGCCUGGAUUGCUGCACGCAUCGCAAAGGAAUCUGCAUCAGUUCUUGUUCAUUGCAGUGACGGUUGGGAUAGAACAACUCAAUUGGUCUCGCUUGCAAGCUUGCUGCUCGAUCCUUACUAUCGGACAAUUAAGGGCUUUCAGGCACUUGUUGAGAAGGAUUGGCUUGCUUUUGGUCAUCCAUUUUCUGAUCGUAUUGGUCUACCAAGUUUAUCUGGGAGUGGAACUAUGCCUCUAGAACUUUCUUCCAGUGGUAGUUUCCAUUCAUCUCCUGUACGUCAGCAGUCUGGAUCAACACAACCUUCUGGCUCUUCACACACACACAGCUCACACAGUUAUUCGCCUAUCCUGUUACAGUGGGUUGAUUGUGUUUCACAGUUAUUGCGAAUGUAUCCUUUCGCUUUUGAAUUUUCCUCGGCCUUUCUGGUUGAUUUCUUGGAUUCUGUGCUCUCUUGUCGCUUUGGAAACUUCCUAUGUAAUAGCGAAAGGGAAAGACAACAAUGUAGAGUUUCUGAGGCUUGUGGAUGCUUGUGGAGCUACUUGGAUGAUAUGCUAUCCUGUGAUGAUCAAUCACAUGCGCACUACAAUCUCUUUUAUGACCCAAUGAAACAUGAUGGUCCACUAUUACCUCCGGCUGCUGCUCUUGCUCCUACACUGUGGCCACAGUUCCAUCUUCGUUGGGCUUGUCCGAAAGAAGUUGAGGCUGGGGACCUAGAUGCUAAAUGUAGAAGCAUGGCUACCAAAUUCUCUGAACUGCAGAAGGCUAAGGAUACAGCAGAAAGGAAGGCAAGGGAAAUUACAGCUGCCAUGGAAUCUCUGACCUCGGAGUUGAGAAAUGAGAAGCAAUUGAGCAGCACUGCUGUGCUCUUGGCUAAAAAGGCAAGCAAGGAAAAUGCUGCUAUCAAGCGUGCAAUCCAGUCAUUGGGUUGCAAGAUUCACUUCUCAAGCAGUGGGGAUACUGCUGUUGAUGUUGAACACUACAAGACUGAGUCUCCUCAAAAGUCAAUUUACUCUCCUCCCGAACGAGAUUCAGAUAGAAUGCUGCAGUUUGAUGACAAGUCAGAUCUUUCUGUGUCCAUUGCACUCAUGCCUGAUGAUGAUGAUGUUCCAACUGAUUCUUUUAGUCGAAUAUGUGAAUCACUUUGCCCGCUACGCUCUCCUGAUGGCCAAUGUAGGUGGCCUGAAGCAGGUUGUGCUCAGAUUGGAAGCCAAUUUGUUGGUCUGAAGGCAAACUUUGAUGCUUUUGAUCGGUUGUCUAUAGAUGAUGGUUACUUCUGAUACAUUUUCGUUCCAAAUUUUGUGCUAAUCUUUGGUUUUAGGCAAUCUAUUUACCAGUUCAUUGUAUUGUCAGAGAGAAGUUAGGUGCUGUUGGUGCAAAGUUUAAGCUGAAGAAAUUCUCAUUUUUCAGCAAUUUGUGCAACACUUGCAGCAAAGUAGGUGACUUAUGACCCACCUUUUGAUUCGGGUCUUGGGUUUGUACAGUCCAUACAGCAUAUAGAGUUGGAAGCUUCGUUUUACUAAUGCUGAUUGUAAGAAGAAAGCUUAAACUGAUUUUUCAGAGUCGAACAUUGGUGAGAUGCUGCUUUUUAUUUGCCGAUUAACCCUAAAAUAGAUGCCACCUCCGGUCUUUUCUAAAAUAAAGGUGAUGAAAUUGUACAGUAUUCACAUACUUUUUUUUUUUUUCUUUUUCCCCCCGAAGGUACAGCAUUCACAUAGUUGCUGCAACUAUCCUGUAUAUGAUUUAUUCUUGCCAAAAAUCCAUCUUGUAAUAUUUAAUUUUUUUGGAUUGUAAAUCAAGAUUUUAAUAUUGUUCUUUAUGA